UCUUUAUUUCCAAAAGAAAAGAUCAUGAGCAUUCACCUGUCGCCUCUUCUUCUUUAUCUUGUUGUUUAUUUCGUCUAAUCUGGUGUACAUUUCCAACCUUGCCAUGACAGAGUUCAUAUCCCUCUCGCUGUCCCUUUGACUGACUGGAAUUAUUGAUACGCGUAGAAAUCUCUCUCAGCCUUCAAUUUUCUUUCUUUGUUUAUUGGACGGUUUCUUGGUAGUUGGCGAGCAGUGCUCCAGCUCCAUCCAGGGGCCACGAACGUGGGUCUGGAGGAGAUCUGAGCCUCCUCCGUGAGGAAGGAAAUUUGCUCAAGUCCACCUAAGAUUUCAUCGACGAUCACUUCGACACAUGAGAUGAAGGCAAGAAGCAGCUUCUACGCUCAGUGACAGCUCGGUCCUUCCAUCCCAUUCCCAGGUGAAGAUCAAUGGCUACUACUAGUAGUACGGCCUGGGGAUCUCACCGGCAGUUCUCGGCCCUGCUAUCCUCGGCGGUCCUGGAAUGGGUGCUGAUCCUGCUGAUGCUGCUGGAGGGCCUGCUGUCCCGCCUGGCCACGGCGUUCGCGCGCCUCUGCAACCUCCCGCCGCCCUGCCCGGCGUGCGCGCGGCUCGACGCCGUCCUCGGCGGGGCGCGCCCGGGAUCCUCCUACCGCGACCUCCUCUGCAGCUCCCACAGGGCCGAAGCGUCGUCUUCCCGGGCGUUCUGCCAUGACGGUGGCAUGGGCAUUGGGGACGUUUUGCGAGAUCGGCUUGCCGUCGACGACGAGAUCGAUCGCGCCGGGUACAGUGAGCUGAGGGCCUCCGACUCCGAGUCCGAGCUGAGAAGAAGAUCGCCGGAGGACGCCGCCGCCAUCGAUCGGUUAAAGAAGCAGCUUACUUUGACGCAAGUUCAGAGUGGCGUCCCGGACAGAACACACGCUGCUGAAGAUUCAAGGGAGCCGGGCAGCAUCGAGGCCGACAUUCAGUCAACUGAUCUUCCCACAAAAGAUGAAGAACCUCAUACGAAGGUUGCAAAUGGCGUUCUUCAAUCCGAGCUGAUGCAAGUUCAGAGUGGCAAAUUACACUCUGAAGAUCCAGACAACAUUCAGACAAGUGAUGUUUCAACAAAAGAUGAAGAACCCCAUACAGAUACAGGAGAUCAUAACCCAGAAGAAGAUGUGUGGCACGACGCUGAUGAUGGCGAACCAUCUGAAACCGAAGCUGCAGCGGAUGAGCCGGACCCUGAAUUUUCCGACAGAGCCACCACACGGCAGGAUUCCUUGAGAGUCCACCAGCACCUGAAGCUGCUGCUCUCGCAGCUCUCCACUUCGUCUUCUUUCCGGGCGCCCGACAGCCCGAGCGUGCAGGAGCAGCAGCACGAGCAGGCCGUGCUGCGCAACAUCACCAGGGCGCUCUCCCUGCAGCGGAACUACUCGGGCGUCUCCGACGGCAGCGUGGCCGGCGCUGAAGGUGAGGCUGAAGAGUGCGGCACGGUUGAUGAGCUGAAGCGGCGGGUGGAGCUGGACCGCAGGUCCAUGGCGCUCCUCUGGAAGGAGCUGGAGGAGGAGCGGAGCGCGUCGGCGGUGGCGACCAGCCAGGCCAUGGCCAUGAUCACCAGGCUGCAGGAGGAGAAGGCGGCCAUGCGGACGGAGGCCGCGCAGUACCGCAGGGUCAUGGAGGAGCAGAGCGCGUACGACCGGGAUGACGCCGAGCGGCUGGCCGGCGUCGUGCGGGAGCUCGAGGCCGAGGUCGAGGGAUACAAGGCCAGGCUCAGGGACCACGAGAUCGUCGGCGAGAUCCGCGACCAUAUGCGGCUCCUUCCGUGCCAGAGAGAAGGCGAAACCGGCGGCGUGCCCGGAGCGGCCGGAGAGGAAUUCUCCGGCGGCGGCUCCGAGGACGACGAGAACGCGCGCGCCUGGAAGCAGCUGAGGGGGCUGACGGACAGGCUCCACCGGCUCUCGAACAACAGCAGCGGGAGCGUCCAAGAACCGGAGCCCACCGACGUCGAACAAGAAGAAGAGGGCGGCGGCGGCAAGGAGGAGGACACGACGGAAGCUUCGGUGGUCGGCAAGCGCGUGAGGAACGGCGACAACUUCACGAAAUGGCAGCAUCUUCAGUCCAUCGAGACGACGAGCAAGGGCUCCACUCACGGCCACGGCCACCGAGGAGACGACGGCGGCGGCGAGGGCGACGACACGGCCGCGUUGGAGGAGGAGAUCGGUGAGCUCAGCCGGCGGCUGCAGGCGCUGGAAGCGGACCGGAGCUUCCUGGAGCACAGCGUGAACUCGCUGAGGAACGGGAGGGACGGCGAGGCGGUGAUCCACGACAUCGCUCGCAGCCUCAGAGAGCUCCGGAAGACGCUUGGAGAAGAUACCAUGGCUAGCUGAAAGUUUCAGCGGCCGGGGUCAUGCUCAUGCAGCAUACACACACAGAGGUGACCAAUUCUUCAACCUUCGCACUGAAAAUGCUUCGUGAUCAAUCUGCUGGAAGUUCAUCUGAACUUUUUAUAUGAACUACACCUCCGAUCGAUCCAGUGAUCAUCACCGCUGCUAAUCUCACUUUGAUCCUUGUGAUUUGAUCGGCUGGAGUUGGAGCUGAUCGAAGGUUGUGCAUGAUGUAGGUUGUAAAUAGUGAUGAGGCUCGUUGACCGUACAAUAAGCAUGUGUGCAUAUAUGGUGGUGGACUGGUGCUGGUUGGUUUGCAAGUGGACCAGGAUUUUUUGCGUCGAGUGUUUGUUGUGCAAUGCAUUACAGAAGUAGAGUGUCAUGGAAUUUGCACCCGUUUCAUGUAGUACAAAUUUUUAUCUUGACGGGUUUGAAAUAUUGUGAGGAUGUAAGUAUGAUGCAUAA
Aegilops tauschii subsp. strangulata is the source of this 2825-nucleotide messenger RNA. RefSeq names its product probable myosin-binding protein 6. Gene Ontology annotation, molecular function: myosin binding. NCBI's taxonomy places the organism in Eukaryota, Viridiplantae, Streptophyta, Magnoliopsida, Poales, Poaceae. The record is from RefSeq and is a predicted model, not a curated record.